AUGACGUCUACAUCGUUAAUGAUGAUCAUUCUGGUGAUCCUCCCAUUCUAUUCCUGGUGUGCUACUCCAACAGUAGCCGCUAAUCUAAGUCCAGCUAAUAUAGAUGGAUUGAAAGCUCAAUUUCAAACAGCAAUGAAAUCAUUUUCCGAUGUAGCAUCCAUGCAUUACACAUUGGCCGGUGUUAAAGAACUCGGCGUUGUUCCUCCGGAUACGUAUUGCAAUGAUAUUAAAAAAUUAGUUGAUAAAUCCGAUGUCGAAUCUAUCUUCCAUGCCACCGAAGCCGCUCGAGCACUAGCCAAUUGCAAAUUGCCAGCUGAAGAAUAUCGCGCACUCUUGACUUCGACUCUUCAGUCAGACAAGAGUACAACAGCGGAUGUUUACCAUGCUGUCCGUGCCAGUGUUAAUCUUGGUUUGAAUGUUGAUGAAUCCCGUGUUGAAAAACGUCUCAAUGCUUUGGCCAAAACCGAUGAUAGUGUUUCAAGUCAAGGAUACGCAUUGUUAACAGGAGCCCAAUUGAGUCAACCCAUUGCCAAAUUUUACGCGGAUACAAUCAAUGAUCUCGUUCAACAAGCUGAUGAAGUCGAUGGACGCACACUACAAUAUGAAGGUGGUGUUGGUACAACCGCCCUUUUGGUCAACGCGUUUUAUGAAGUAGCAGAAAAAGCAGGUGUACCAGUAAAAAUUGAUCCAAAACAAUUGAUUAAAUUUGCUUCAUAUUUUUCCACCAAACGACAUGUCGCAACUUUACGCAGCGCUUACUACUUAACUAAAGUCUUCAAAUAUUUAUCAGAUCGCAAAAACACAAUUCCAGUUGUCGUUAGUCGUACGACUCCAGCAGCUGUUAGCGCCCAAAAUCCAUCAGUUUUCGUUUCGGUUUCAAAUCUUUUUGGUCAACCCGUCGGUGAAAUUUCAGUCGUUGCUGAAUCGGCUAAACGCAAAGAAGAUGGUGCCGUUGUCAUUUCCAAACAAAAGCUUACUGCCAAAGAUAGCACCUCUUCGAUUUUCGAAUUACCAUUCUAUGACGCUAAAAUUCCUCGUGGAUUCUACACCAUUCACUUGACAUUAACUCCGCGCGGUGAUGAAAAACUUAUCGGUUUAACUGAUAAUACAAUUGAAGUUAAAGUGACCUCGGAAGCAGCUUUGGAAAAUGCUGAAUUGAAUGUUGCAGACCGUGAUAGUACAGCUCAAGCUAAAACACACAAAUUAACAUAUCCAAAUGCUUUAUCUGAAAAGCUCGAUCUUCAUCCUCACCAAAAAUUGAUCAUUAAAUUUCAAGUGAAAGACAAACGCACGGGAGAAUAUGUUCGCACUCAACAAGCAUUCGUCCGUUUCACCAAUAAAAAAUCCAAGAAAGAAAUCAUCUACCUCGCUGAGGCAGCCAGUGGUGCCACUGCUCAAUAUAAAGCUGAAAUAGAUUUAACAAGCAAUGCCGCUGAUUUCCGUUAUCAAUCAGGUGCUUAUGACCUUGUCGUAAUUGUUGGCGAUUCCUUAUUACAGAAUGCAUUCGAAUGGAAAGUCAAUGAUAAUGUUCAACUAACAUUUCAUGAAGACAGUCUUGCCGAUAAAAAUCACCAAGACUUGUACUUACCACGACCUGAAAUCAUUCACCAAUUCCGUGUUGAAGAAAAACGACCACCAACUAUCGUUUCAUUAGUUUUCAGUGCUUUAACCUUAUUACCUUUAUUAAUCCUUUUGGUUUCAUGGCUUCGACUUGGUUUCAAUCUCUCCGGCAUGCCAUUAGGACUUAGUCCAUUAGUUUUUCACGUUUCCCAUGGAGCUGCUUUUGGAUUGAUGUUUGUCUACUGGAAAUAUUUGGAUAUGUUCCAAACAAUCCGUUAUUUGGCUUUGAUUUCAAUUCCAUUAUUUCUUGCUGGACAUCGAGUUUUAGCCAUCUUGGCAGCUCGACGGGAAACGAAAGCUUAA
Messenger RNA from Adineta ricciae, 1923 nucleotides. NCBI's taxonomy places the organism in Eukaryota, Metazoa, Rotifera, Eurotatoria, Adinetida, Adinetidae. The record is from the annotation of a GenBank genome assembly.